GUGUUGGAACAGUGUCACGAGGACGGUUGGCAUCCGGUUGAGUAUUUCUCCCAAAAGGUGCCUCUCGUCAACACUCUCGACGACGCUAGGAAGAAAGAGUUACUCGCGUUCGUCACCGUUCUCAAACGGUGGCGCCACUUUCUUCUCGGKCGGCGGCGUUUUAAAUGGAAUACGGACAACAAUCCGUUGACCUUUUACAAAACGCAAGACACGGUCACUAGCACGAUCGGUCGAUGGAUGUAUUACAUCGACCAGUUCGAUUUUGACCCGUGCCACAUUCCCGGUCCGGCCAAUCGAGCUGCGGACGCCCUCUCACGACGGCCCGACUUUUGCGCCACUGUGACCACGGCAUUCGACCUCGAUGACGAUCUGCAGCCGCAUUUCGUCAAAGGCUACAAGUCCGAUCCGACUUACUCUACACUGUUCGAGGAGCUUUCAUCGGAUCACCCGCCGGUGAGGCACUAUCGGAUUUCCGACGGGUUCCUUCUCCUUCACACGAGAGGAAAGGACUUGUUAGUUGUGCCCCAAGAUCGCAUCUUACGGACUCGUCUUCUCGGCGAAUUCCACGACGCACGACUUUCGGCACACCUUGGCGUGAACCGCACACUARCACGCCUCCGCCAGCGUUUUCACUGGCCCGACGUCCUUCACGACGUCACGAGGUACAUUGAGUCAUGUGCAGUUUGCCACCGUAACAAGGGUCGAUCUCGAGUCCCCUUCGGCGAACUGAAACCGUUGUCGAUCCCUCGGGCACCACGCCUUUCCAUUGCUAUGGACGUGACAGGCCCGUUUCCCCGCGAUUGCCACGGCCAUGACGGUAUUCUCACGGUCGUUGACCGUUUGAGCAAGUAUGCUCGCUUCCUUCCUUGCAAGUAUCAUGCUGCAGCACCUGAGCUCGCACGACUCUUGCACACCGGUUGGAUUACCAACCAGGGUGUUCCAGAAGAUAUAGUGAGCGACCGAGAUACUCGCUUCAUGUCGGCCUUUUGGACUUCUCUCAUGACUGAGUCCAGCACGACAAUGAAGCCGAGCUCGGCUCGGCACCCGCAGACAGAUGGUCAAACGGAGCGAGCGCACCAGACCGCUCAGAUGAUGUUGCGUACGCUCAUCCGUCCCGACCAGAAAGAUUGGGUUGACCGGCUUCCCGACAUCGAGUUCGCCUACAACACUUCGGUGCACCCGGCGAUCUGCGUCACACCAUUCGAGCUACAUCAUGGUGGAGAGAAAGCACGGAUCUUCGCUGAUCUCCGUUUGCCACAGGCUGCCGACAUAGACGUCCCUUGCUCUCCCGCUUCCAUCCGGAAGUACCGGGACUUGCUGAUCAAAGCCCGCRCAAAUAUGCAAAAGGCUCAGAUCCGCAUGCAGCAGCAAGCUAACCGACGUCGACUUCCAUGUCCUUUCCGCGAGGGAGACCUUGUUUGGGUCCUCUCCGAGAAAUUUGCGCUCGAGCAGGACGUUUCGCGCAAACUCCUUCCGAAAUGGUUCGGACCAUGGGAAGUCACUUCUGUCAUUGGAGACGAUCCCGCAGGUCCUUCCUUCGUGAUCAACAUUCCACCACACCUGACAGUGCAUCGGGUCUUCCACGCAUCGAAGCUGGCCAUCUACACGCCACCUUCAAAGGACGAGUUUCCCGGACGUCGAUCACAGGAUCCGCCCUCCAUGGACGGACAUCAGGAAGUGGACCGAGUCAUCACGCACCGCAAGUAUGGCAACAAGCCAAGGCAGUACAAAGUCACAUUCAAGCAAUGUGCGCCUGAUGACACUCGGUGGAUCUCCAGUACAGAUUUGCAGACCUCUGCACCCCUUAUCUUCGCCGACUAUGAGAAGCGACGCCUCGCUAAGGACGCAGCUCGUCCCGCCCGACCCACCCCGGUAUCGGACAGACAACUUCGCCCUCGCAGGUAGCUCGGUCUUUUAAGAGGGGGAGUGUGUUACAUCG
Molecule: messenger RNA, 1939 nt
Organism: Chara braunii
Lineage: Eukaryota; Viridiplantae; Streptophyta; Charophyceae; Charales; Characeae
Source: the annotation of a GenBank genome assembly